This is a messenger RNA of Daktulosphaira vitifoliae (grape phylloxera), 712 nucleotides long. RefSeq names its product unconventional myosin-XV-like. Gene Ontology annotation, cellular component: cytoskeleton. The annotation marks the transcript as partial. The record is from RefSeq and is a predicted model, not a curated record. NCBI's taxonomy places the organism in Eukaryota, Metazoa, Arthropoda, Insecta, Hemiptera, Phylloxeridae. The transcript has 3 exons.
AUUUCAGCACUGCCAUAAAUUUGAAAGCUUGAGGGACGAAGUUUAUUGUCAAUUGAUGAAACAGACUACCAAUAAUAAAACUGAGAGUUGCCAACGUGGAUGGCGCUUACUCAGUAUUGUUGCUGCCUAUUUCACUUGUUCAGAAAAUUUGAGACCAUUUCUUCUAAAAUAUUUAGAAACUUCUGCUUAUGACAAAAGAAGAGCUUUCCAUGGAACUGCAAAUGUCUGUUUACAGAACCUACGAAAAACAUUAAGAUAUGGUGGUAGAAAAAAUGUUCCAAGUGUGGAAGAAGUAACCGCAGUUUCGGCUGGUCGAAAUUCAAAAAGACAACUGUAUCGACUGCCGGGUGGUAGUGAAACAGUCGUGAACACUAAAUCAACAACUGUAGUUGCUGAUGUUAUAGCUGGCAUGUGUUCUCUUAUAAAUGUCAAUGAUCCGUUAGAAAUGGAAGAAUUCUCCCUAUACUGUAUUGUUGAAGGAGAUGCAUUUACAAUGCCACUUGCAGCGGACGAAUAUAUUUUGGAUGUUACAACUGAACUACAUAAAAAUCAACAAGUGUUCUAUUUGAUAUUCUGUCGAUCGGUGUGGUAUUUCCCAUUACGUCUUGACAGUCAGUUAUACAUACAAGUAUUGUUUAAUCAAAUAGCACCCGACUACCUGGAAGGAUUGCUUCUAGUUUUACCCAAUGAACAUUUAUCUCAAGAUCAUUUA